AUGCCGGCCGACUUCUACGAUACUGACCACGCUCAGCGCGAGAGGUCUCGCUCCCCCCGUCGUCGUUCGCGCAGUCCUCGACGCAGCCGCCGCUCCUACUCCCCCCGCUCGCGCUCUCGCUCGCGCGACGACUACCGUCGCUCCGAUCGCCGUUCGCGCUCGCCCAUGAGCACCGCCCCCGGUGUUCCCGGUGCCCAUUCUGCUUCCAGUUACCCCGGCCGCAGCAGCUACCCGCCCCCGCCCCGAUCCUUUGAAGAUCGCGCCGUCGCCAAAGAACAAAUGAUGCAAGCCGUGCGCGAGUCGUCCCAGCAAGACCGUCGCGUCUAUGUGGGCAAUCUCUCCUACGAUGUCAAAUGGCAUCACCUCAAAGAUUUCAUGAGACAGGGUGAGCUCCCCCUCCUCCGACCCUCCAAUCGCUCACUGACCCCACCAGCCGGAGAGGUCAUCUUCGCCGAUGUCUUACUACUUCCCAAUGGAAUGUCGAAGGAUCGGGAGCCCGAACCUCGUUUCACCGGUGGCCCAGGCCGCGGAGACUUUGGCGGCGCCGGUCGCGGUGGCUUCGGCGGUGCCUAUGGCGGCGGCGGUGGUGGUGGUGGAAGACAGCUCUACGUCGCCAAUCUUCCCUUUAAUGUUGGCUGGCAAGAUUUGAAAGAUCUCUUCCGCCAAGCAGCACAGCAAGGCGCCGUCAUCCGUGCCGACGUCCACACCGAUGCCACCGGUCGCCCCAAGGGCUCCGGAAUUGUGGCCUUUGAGUCCCCCGACGACGCACGCAAUGCCAUCCAACAGUUCAAUGGCUACGACUGGCAGGGCCGGACCCUGGAGGUUCGCGAGGACCGCUUUGCCGGCGCCGGCAUGGGCUUUGGUGGCCGCGGCGGCUUCGGCGGCGGCUUCGGUCGCGGUGGCUUUGGUGCCCGUGGUGGCUUCGGCGGUCGCGGCGGCUUUGGCGGCGGUUUCCGGGGUGGCUUUGGUGGUGUGGGCGGUGGCUACGGUGGUGGCCCCGGCUUCGAGGGAAUGGCCUCGGUGCCGCCCAACUCCUUUACCGAUUUCGCCACCUCGGGCGGCGAGAAGAGUCCGAUCAUCUACGUGCGCAACCUGCCCUGGUCCACCUGCAAUGAAGAUCUGGUCGAUCUGUUCUCCACCAUCGGCAAGGUCGAACGCGCGGAGAUCCAGUACGAGCCCAAUGGCCGCUCCCGCGGCACCGGUGUGGUCCAGUUCGACAAUGCGGAGACCGCAGAGACGGCCAUCGCCAAGUUUACCGGCUACCAGUAUGGCGGUCGUCCUCUCGGCAUCACCUUUGUCAAGUAUAUGAACAUGGGCCCCGGUCCCGGCGUCGGCCCUGGUCCUGGCCCGGAGCCCAUGGACGGUGCCGAGCCCACCGGCGGCAUCACCCAGGAUCAGAUCAUGUAA
Aspergillus terreus NIH2624 is the source of this 1407-nucleotide messenger RNA. RefSeq names its product RNP domain protein. NCBI's taxonomy places the organism in Eukaryota, Fungi, Ascomycota, Eurotiomycetes, Eurotiales, Aspergillaceae. The record is from RefSeq and is a predicted model, not a curated record. The coding region runs from base 1 to 1407 and encodes 468 amino acids. Gene Ontology annotation, molecular function: mRNA binding. Gene Ontology annotation, cellular component: nucleus; cytoplasm. The transcript has 5 exons.